Molecule: messenger RNA, 900 nt
Organism: Adineta steineri
Lineage: Eukaryota; Metazoa; Rotifera; Eurotatoria; Adinetida; Adinetidae
Source: the annotation of a GenBank genome assembly
AUGAAUAUCGAAGAACUACGUAUUUAUCCAAUAAAAUCAUGUGCUGGAGUUAAAGUUCAAGAAGCUUUAGUAACGAAAUAUGGUUUAGCACUUCCAUCAGAUCCUCGAAUCUAUGAUAGACGAUGGAUGGUUGUUAAAGAUGGUCGACAAUUAUCACAACGUGUAUUACCUCGUAUGGCACUUAUUCAACCAUCAUUUGUUAAAGAUGGUCUUCUAAUACAAGCACCUAAUAUGCCUGAUUUAUUUAUAUCAGUUAGUACAUUACCAAAAGAAAUUAUGCAUUGUCAUUGUUGGGAUGAUCCAAUUCUUGGUUUACGUUAUGAUGAUAAUGUAUCUCAAUGGUUUCGCACAUAUUUUGAAAGUGAUAAUGAAAUUGAUUUAGUUGUAUUUGAUGAAAAACAAUUUGCAGCACGUCCAAGUAAAGAUAAACCUGAUUUUCCUAAUGUGGCAAAGGAUCAUGAUGUAGCUGUCUAUCAUGAUAUAUGUCCAAUGCAUGUAUGUACAUUAGAAUCUGUUAUUGAUCUUAAUACACGAUUAGAAAAGAAAAUUAAAGUAUGUAACUUUCGUCCAAAUCUUAUUAUCAAAAAUUUGGAUAAACCAUAUAUGGAGGAUUGUUGGAGAGAAAUUGAAAUAGGUGAAGUUAAAUUAAGAUGGAUCUCACCAACUUUAAGAUGUCUUUUGCCAACAGUAGAUCAAGAAACUGGUAUUAAAGAUCCCAAUCAAGAACCUUGGAAAACAUUAAGACGUUAUCGACUUAAACCUGAUAUAUAUGGUAUCAAAGCUUUGUUUGGUAUUUAUUUAGGACAAAUCGAUGAUUCAAAAACUAUUUCUGGAACUAUUCAUGUUGGAGAUUUAAUCCGUGUUACAAAAGAAGAACCUGAUUUUUGGACAAAAAACUGA